Messenger RNA from Macadamia integrifolia, 1038 nucleotides. RefSeq lists its product as uncharacterized. NCBI's taxonomy places the organism in Eukaryota, Viridiplantae, Streptophyta, Magnoliopsida, Proteales, Proteaceae. Gene Ontology annotation, biological process: regulation of DNA-templated transcription. The record is from RefSeq and is a predicted model, not a curated record. The transcript is spliced from 4 exons. Bases 1 to 1038 code for a protein of 345 amino acids.
AUGGGUAGGCAUGCUGAUGGGAUUGAAAACCUGAGCUGUAUGACUCAAGAUGUUAGGAACUAUCUCCGCACUAAAAGACAACGUGCCCUAACAUAUAGUGAAGCAGGUAGUUUGAUGAAGUACUUUGUUACCCAAACUAGGAACAACCCAUCUUUCACAUACUCAUUUCAGCUGGAUAGUGAAAAACAAAGAACUAACAUAUUUUGGACUGAUCCAAAGAUGAUCAUUGACUACACGGAGAUGUUGUCAGCUUUGACACUACAUUUCGCACCAAUAAAGAGUAUAGGCCGUUUGGGUUGUUUGCUGGAUUCAAUCAUUACAGAGGGUGCACCAUAUUCGGGGCCGCACUUUUAUAUGAUGAGACAGUGGAAUCUUUUAAAUGGUUAUUUGAAGUAUUUGCUGAAGCACAUGGUGGAAAGAAGCCACAUAUAUGGGCCUAAAAGUCAAUGGGCGAAGUGUUAUAUGAAAAACACAUUGACAAUAGGCAUUCGAAGUACACAGCUUAGUGAGAAUCUCAACAAUGACUUGAAGGACUAUUUGAAGUCAACUUUGAAUGUUAUUCCACGACGUGCAAAUUCAAUGUCUAUUGUACAGAAACAAGUUGGGGAACUCUACAUUCCUGUUAUUUUUCAGUUAUUUCAAGAGGAAUACAAUUGGAUGACUGUUUGCACCAUUAUAAGUCGGACUGAUGGAAAUUCCUACAUUUAUUUUUGGGUUGGGAUUUAUGAAGCAGAAUACAUAAAGCGUAUUCCUGAAUACAAUAUUUUGAAGAGAUGGACACAAGGAACAACAAAUAUGGUGGUCAAUGACAGUAGGGGGAAAGAAGUUGAACAAGAUGUCAACUUGGACUGUACGCAACGGUAUAGGCGUAUUUGUCAUGAACUUAUUCAAAUAGCAUCAGAAGCUUCAAAUACAGUUGAGGGAUACGAGUUGGUGAAGGAUACUGCGAAUGAAUUAAGGUUGAAGCUUGGUAAUAUUAGAAACCCAGUUGAUCGCCCUGAUAUGCCAAUAUUUCCUCAUUUCUCAGAUGACGUAUAA